ACUUUGCGCCGCCGGCAUCUGGGGACUGUAGGUGUCAUCAGCACACCUUCCAUGAUCAAUCAAGAUAUGGCUGUCAAAUGCUUUCUUUGGUCAGCAAAAAUAUGCCCCAAGUCCAGGGAUUUCCAUUCAGUUUCUGCUUCAAUGGUUGUCAGUGAUCAGUUUGUGCUGUGUAAAGCAGCUCUCAUAUUUGCUGUGACUAGAUGGAUCCUGUCAUUUGCGCUGCACUUCCUGACCACUUCCUUGGGCAUUUUAUCAGUGCCGACAGAUUCGACAGCGCCGGCUUCUUCGGGCUCGUCUUGCUGCUCUUCUCCAUCAUCUUCGUCGGCCAGUUUGAGAAUUGUGAGGGACAGUCUUGCCACGACGACUCUCGGAAGCAUCCUGCCGGAGCGCCAGGACAUGUCGUGCGCCGUGUGCCUCAACAGGCUGAGGAAGAACAGCAAGGUGUGCCAGCUGAGCAACUGUAGCCAUGUCUUCCACAAGCACUGCCUCGAGAGGUGGCUGUCGUACGACAACCGGUUGACAUGCCCCCUCUGCCGGGCAUCUCUCGUCGCCGUAAGCUCUGCGCCGCCAGCGCCACAACCGAGCUGGGCGGUGGAGCGGAUGCUUUACUUGUUUGGAGAUGAUCUGCUCCCUUAGGCCCUGUUUUUCUUGAUUCUUGAUCAGGGGAAUGCAAUUUCUUGCACCUCCUCCAGAUUCAGAUUCUGAUUAUUUGUUAGUUUAGAAUUGUUAUUGGGCAUAGGGAGAUUCAGAUGUAUUUGUUGAGCCCAGUUUGUACAUACGAAGUUGUUUGGGGUUGCACAUUUGCAGACCCACAGAAAUUACAGUGCCAGGUUAUCAGAAUCAGCCAUUCUUUUUUCUUAAUUUGUAGCAGUUACUCACUCAUGUACAGUAAGAGGCUUUACCAUUAUUGAUUGAUGAUCUAUUGUUUGUUCUACAAUCAAACCGUGUCUUCAAUUCUUGAUCCA
This is a messenger RNA of Andrographis paniculata, 965 nucleotides long. Its product is annotated as probable E3 ubiquitin-protein ligase XERICO. NCBI's taxonomy places the organism in Eukaryota, Viridiplantae, Streptophyta, Magnoliopsida, Lamiales, Acanthaceae. The record is from RefSeq and is a predicted model, not a curated record. Gene Ontology annotation, biological process: protein ubiquitination. Bases 52 to 636 code for a protein of 194 amino acids. The transcript is spliced from 3 exons. Gene Ontology annotation, molecular function: zinc ion binding; ubiquitin protein ligase activity.